Molecule: messenger RNA, 1582 nt
Organism: Cygnus atratus (black swan)
Lineage: Eukaryota; Metazoa; Chordata; Aves; Anseriformes; Anatidae
Gene: ACTA2
Product: actin alpha 2, smooth muscle
Exons: 8
Coding region: 206-1432 (408 amino acids)
Source: RefSeq, a predicted model, not a curated record
UAUAUGGUUUUGUUAGAGACUUCAGCUCUGUCUCUGUCUGUCUCUGCUCCUUGUUUGGGAGGCUGGUGGGAGGAGAAGAGCUGAAGGGGCUAUAUAAUCUCUGUGCUUUCAGAUACACAGAGCACCAUCCCAGGGCCGCUAUCCCCAGCCAAGCACUGUCAGGGGCUGUUCCUGUCUGAAGGUCCUGAGGACAUUGACAUAGAAGAUGUGUGAGGAAGAGGACAGCACGGCCCUUGUUUGUGACAAUGGGUCAGGGCUCUGUAAAGCCGGCUUUGCUGGAGAUGAUGCUCCGAGAGCAGUUUUCCCCUCCAUCGUGGGUCGUCCCAGGCACCAGGGUGUGAUGGUUGGUAUGGGUCAAAAAGACAGCUACGUAGGUGACGAGGCCCAAAGCAAAAGAGGAAUCCUGACCUUGAAAUACCCCAUAGAGCAUGGCAUCAUUACAAACUGGGAUGACAUGGAGAAGAUCUGGCAUCAUUCUUUCUACAAUGAACUCCGUGUUGCACCGGAAGAACACCCUACUCUGCUGACCGAAGCACCAUUGAAUCCCAAAGCCAAUCGAGAGAAAAUGACCCAGAUUAUGUUUGAGACUUUCAACGUGCCAGCCAUGUAUGUAGCUAUUCAAGCUGUUCUGUCCCUGUAUGCUUCUGGACGUACCACAGGUAGGCCUCUGGGGAUGGUGGCACAGGCAUAUGAAAUAGAUAAGCAUUUUGGUGUGCAGCUGAGAAUGAACUGUGCAUGUUGCCUUCUCACAGGGAUUGUGCUCGACUCUGGGGACGGUGUCACCCACAAUGUGCCCAUUUAUGAAGGCUACGCUUUGCCGCACGCCAUCAUGCGUCUGGACCUGGCUGGCCGUGACCUGACUGACUACCUCAUGAAAAUCCUGACAGAACGUGGCUAUUCCUUUGUGACCACUGCGGAGCGUGAAAUUGUCCGUGACAUCAAGGAGAAGCUGUGUUAUGUGGCCCUGGACUUUGAAAAUGAGAUGGCCACUGCUGCCUCUUCCUCCUCUCUGGAAAAAAGCUACGAACUUCCUGAUGGUCAGGUGAUCACCAUCGGAAACGAACGCUUCCGCUGCCCAGAGACCCUCUUCCAGCCAUCUUUCAUUGGCAUGGAGUCUGCUGGCAUUCAUGAAACCACUUACAACAGCAUCAUGAAGUGUGACAUAGACAUCAGAAAGGAUCUUUAUGCCAACAAUGUGCUGUCUGGAGGCACUACAAUGUACCCAGGCAUUGCAGACAGGAUGCAAAAGGAAAUAACUGCUCUGGCUCCCAGCACCAUGAAGAUCAAGAUCAUUGCUCCUCCUGAACGUAAGUACUCCGUCUGGAUUGGAGGCUCUAUUCUUGCCUCCCUCUCUACUUUCCAGCAGAUGUGGAUCAGCAAACAGGAAUAUGAUGAAGCUGGCCCAUCCAUUGUUCACCGCAAAUGCUUUUAAAUUGCUUUAUCUUUAUGUGUCUUUUUAGCGUAUUACUGUGAAUGUAUUCAGGAAAAUACAUUCUUAUAAUUUCAUUCCAUAAAUCCUUCAUCAUGACUGAUUAAUUGGAUACUAUGUAUUUUUUGGAAUAAAUUUUAAAUAUGCAAAUGA